AUGGCUUCCUGCCUGGCACAGCCACUGCCUCAACGACAAAUGCAAGUUGAUGCGUCUCCUCCCUUUCUCUGCAGCGCUUUUCUUUUUAGAAACACUCGCAGGGUAAUAAAUGCAGGGAAGAGCACGCACAAUGAAGAUCAAGCCAGCUGUGAAGUCCUGUUUGUCAAGAAGAAAGCUGGAGGCACUAAUUCUACACCAAACAAGAACUUUUCAACAAAGCGGAGGUCAUCACUGCCCAAUGGAGAAGGUCUCCAGCUGAAAGACAGUUCGGACACAGAUGGUAUCAACCUGUACUACUGGUCCCUGUUUGAUGGGCACGCCGGGUCGGGGGCAGCUGUGGUCGCUUCCAAACUGCUGCAGCAUCAUAUCCUGGAGCAGCUGCAAGAGAUUGUGGACAUCCUGAGGAACACAGCCGUCCUCCCACCCACCUGCCUGGGAGAGGAGCCUGACAACCCGGGCACCAACAGCAGGACACUGACACGGGCGGCCUCCCUGCGUGGUGGUGUGGGGGCCCCGGGCUCACCCAGCACCCCUCCAACACGUUUCUUCACCGAGAAGAAGAUCCCACAUGAGUGCCUGGUUAUUGGGGCCAUAGAAAGUGCAUUCAAGGAAAUGGAUUUGCAAAUAGAACGAGAGAGGACCGUGUAUAAUAUUUCUGGUGGCUGCACAGCCCUUGUCGUGGUGUAUUUAUUGGGGAAGCUUUACGUGGCCAACGCUGGUGAUAGCAGGGCUAUAAUAAUCCGAAACGGUGAAGUCAUUCCAAUGUCUUCAGAAUUCACUCCAGAGACCGAACGCCAGCGACUUCAGUAUCUGGCUUACAUGCAGCCCCACUUGCUGGGAAAUGAGUUCACACAUUUAGAGUUUCCACGGAGGGUGCAGCGCAAGGAAGUUGGAAAGAGGAUGCUCUACCGUGACUUCAACAUGACUGGCUGGGCAUACAAAACCAUUGAGGAAGAUGACUUGAAGUUUCCCCUUAUAUACGGAGAAGGCAAGAAGGCUCGGGUUAUGGCAACAAUUGGAGUGACCCGAGGACUGGGAGACCAUGACCUGAAAGUGCAUGACUCCAAUAUAUACAUCAAACCUUUCCUGUCCUCAUCUCCUGAGGUGAGAGUCUAUGACCUCCUGCAGUAUGAGCAUGGGCCAGAUGAUGUUCUCAUUCUAGCUACUGAUGGACUCUGGGAUGUGCUGUUAAAUGAAGAAGUGGCAGAAGCUGUCACUAACUUUCUACCAAACUGUGACCCUGAUGAUCCCCACAGGUACACGCUGGCGGCGCAGGACCUGGUGAUGCGAGCCAGGGGCGUGCUGAAGGACCGGGGCUGGCGAAUAUCCAACGACAGGCUGGGCUCUGGAGACGACAUCUCUGUCUACGUCAUCCCUUUAAUACACGGGAACAAACGGUCGUGA
Molecule: messenger RNA, 1404 nt
Organism: Cariama cristata (Red-legged seriema)
Lineage: Eukaryota; Metazoa; Chordata; Aves; Cariamiformes; Cariamidae
Gene: PPM1H
Product: protein phosphatase, Mg2+/Mn2+ dependent, 1H
Exons: 10
Coding region: 1-1404 (467 amino acids)
Biological process (GO): protein dephosphorylation
Molecular function (GO): protein serine/threonine phosphatase activity
Source: RefSeq, a predicted model, not a curated record